AUGGGCUAUUAUGGACCAAAGGGGGCACACGUAAUGUUCAGUACAUUACUCAAUAUGUUCAUAACGACUAAUAAGAUAACAGCUGAACUAACGAGCCCCCAAAAGCCUCUCGAAUACAUUCAUGAAGUCCUUGUCCCCGAAACCUGUAUAAUGCUCAUACAGGAAGAUAAGGGCGGGAUUUCUUAUGACGCUGCGCAAACAAUGAUGAAUGAGAGUAAUGAUUUUGGCUUACAUAUGUUCCCCGAUGAUGACUGA
This is a messenger RNA of Paraglomus occultum, 255 nucleotides long. The record is from the annotation of a GenBank genome assembly. NCBI's taxonomy places the organism in Eukaryota, Fungi, Glomeromycota, Glomeromycetes, Paraglomerales, Paraglomeraceae.